AUGCUUCACUGUGCCAGCUGUGAAAAGCCUAUUAUUGAUAGGUUCUUGCUCAAAGUUUUGGACAGACCUUGGCACAUCAAAUGUGUCCAGUGCUGCGAAUGUAAAUGCACUUUGACUGAGAAGUGUUUUUCACGAGAAGGAAAACUGUAUUGUAAGAAUGACUUCUUUAGGAGAUUUGGGACCAAGUGUGACGGGUGCGCCCAGGGGAUUUUACCCAGUGAUCUGGUCCGCAGGGCCAAGAGCAAAGUGUUUCACCUGAACUGUUUCACCUGUGUGAUGUGUAACAAACAGCUGUCCACCGGAGAGGAACUGUACAUCCUGGACGAAUUCAAGUUUGUCUGUAAAGAGGACUAUCAGAACAAUAACGGGAAAGACACAAUCCUCCUCUCAGUCACGACUUGCAGCGACCCAAGUCUGUCUCCAGACUCCCAGGACCCGCAGGACGACGGGAAGGACUCAGAAACGGGACAUUUAUCUGAUAAAGAUGCGUGCAACAACGAAAAUGACGAGCAGAGUGCCGUCGGGAAGCGCCGCGGGCCUCGGACCACCAUUAAAGCCAAGCAACUGGAGACCCUGAAAGCGGCGUUCGCGGCCACGCCGAAACCCACCAGGCACAUCAGGGAGCAGCUGUCACGGGAGACCGGCCUCAGCAUGAGAGUCAUCCAGGUGUGGUUCCAGAAUCGGAGGUCCAAAGAGAGACGCAUGAAGCAGCUGAGCGCCCUGAGCGGCCGGAGACACGUGUUUUUCCGCGGCCAGAGGAGGAUGAGAGCGCUGGGAGAGAGACUGGAACCAGAGGAGCUCGGACACUUCUCCUAUUAUGGAGAUUAUCCUGGUGAAUACUAUGGCUCAGGAGGGAAUUAUGAGUACUUUCAAGGCCCACCAUCGUCCCAGGCUCAGACUCCAGCAGACUUGGGCUUUGUGCCCUCCUCUGUCCCCGCUGGCACCCCAUUAGGAGUCAUAGACCACCACCAUCCAGGGCACCACUGUCCUGGAGAGUUGCAGUGUUUCUCUGACACAGUAUCCCAUCAUCCUGCGGACUCACCCAGCCCAGAGCCCAAUAUAGCGGGCUCAAUGCACAGCAUCUCCAGUGAGAUGUGUGGCCCCGGCACACCCUACACCACUGUGUCCCUCAGUGACAACGGAUACACCAACCAGCUGUCACAACCCUCCUCAGAAAUGAGCGAAGGCACUGUCUGGUAA
Morone saxatilis (striped sea-bass) is the source of this 1200-nucleotide messenger RNA. RefSeq names its product LIM/homeobox protein Lhx1-like. Bases 1 to 1200 code for a protein of 399 amino acids. The transcript has 5 exons. Gene Ontology annotation, molecular function: DNA-binding transcription factor activity, RNA polymerase II-specific; RNA polymerase II transcription regulatory region sequence-specific DNA binding. The record is from RefSeq and is a predicted model, not a curated record. Gene Ontology annotation, cellular component: nucleus. Gene Ontology annotation, biological process: neuron differentiation; regulation of transcription by RNA polymerase II. NCBI's taxonomy places the organism in Eukaryota, Metazoa, Chordata, Actinopteri, Moronidae.